This is a messenger RNA of Radiomyces spectabilis, 2755 nucleotides long. RefSeq names its product Muniscin C-terminal mu homology domain-containing protein. The transcript is spliced from 13 exons. Gene Ontology annotation, biological process: septin cytoskeleton organization. The record is from RefSeq and is a predicted model, not a curated record. Lineage: Eukaryota; Fungi; Mucoromycota; Mucoromycetes; Mucorales; Radiomycetaceae. Gene Ontology annotation, cellular component: cytoplasm; endocytic vesicle; plasma membrane. The coding region runs from base 244 to 2646 and encodes 800 amino acids.
AUUCCUUCUCUUUUUUUGGCGGAAAUCUGAAGUCAUCGAGUUUUUUUAUUUUUUAUUGUUAUUAUUAUUGUUGUUGGUUCAUCUAGCACCAUCUCCCACCCAUUCAUUUUUUCUUUCUCACCGUUUUCUCCAUUUCCCGACUUUUUUUGCGUUUUCCACUCGAGUCUCUCUUUUGCUUUCCUUUUCGUAUAUAGCCUUCUACUGCCAACCCCACUGCAUAUCCAAAAAUAGUAUUGCAGCAUCAUGACCAUCGAUCUCAUGGACGACACAAGUCCGUAUUUAAGGACAUUUUUGACCGACCGACCCAAACACGGAAUCGAAGCCAUGCAAGCUCGAUUGCGAAGUUCAUUUAAGCUCAACGACGAGUUGGCCGAGUAUUUUAAAGAAAGAGCCCUUGUUGAAGAACAGUAUGCGAAAUCUUUGGCAAAACUAUCCAAGCGAGUAUUUGUGCCUGAUAAAGAAGCUUUUGGAGGUCUUGCCCCUGCGUGGGAUAUGCUACGAAACGAACUCAGCGAAACUUCCACCAUCCACGCCGACAUGGCGGUUAAAAUGACGGAAACUAUUGAACGUCCGCUACGGUCGUGCAUUCAAAAUAAUCCAGAUUAUGCAAGUAUUAAAACUAUGGACCUGGAUUUCCAAAAAUUGGUCAAAGAUUAUGAGGAUGCACAAAUGAAAAUUGCAAAACAAAAGUAUACUGCAGACAAAGCUGGUAGCAAGAAGAAGCAAGAUGCAGAAUCAAAACUAGCAGAUCACACCCAACAUCUCUCCACACUUCAAACUCAAUGGAAACGUUCCGCACCCGAUUACAUUCAGAAAUACGAGGCAGUAGAAAAUUAUCGAUGGCAAGCUCUUCAAUCGUACAUGGCAGCCUUUGAAGCCUUGCAAAACGACCAACUACUCAAACGCGUCGAGAUGGCAGGUGAUACGUUGACAGCGAUCAACAACUUCCACGUUCAGGAUGAAAUUAUUUCUUUCUGCGGCACAGCACACACCGCCCUCAUGAACAAAGCCACCAUGCUUGAAGCAUCGACACAAUCGAAAACCGUUCGGUCCAUGAAAUCGUUCGAUUCUUUCAACGUAUCCGACUCUUUACCCCGGAGCACCUCCGAAUCAAGCUUCCAAAAUACCAAGUCAUUGAAAAAGCCGGAAAAACAGCGAAAAUUUCUAUCAACGUUGGUCUCCAUUCGUCGUCGACCCAAGGCUGAUUCAGGCUAUGUUAAUGCAGAUACCAUGGCUCCCGAAUUUCACGAAUACCAUUCGAAUCAUGCUAGCAGUAUGGGUGAUAAUAGCAGCAUUCAUUCCAAUGCGUUCAGUUACGAAAAUCAAUCCGGCGAUUUGCAUUCACCUGUAAACGCCGAUACACCCGCCUCGCCGACGUCGCUGACGCCUCCUUCGCUAAGAAAAGCGCCCAGCUUUACAGGAAGUUUCAUGAGCGGCACAUCGCAGCAACCACCCAAGGUAUUGGUGGAUGCGGAAGGCUAUUCAAUUCCUCCCCCUGAUCGUGCGGCUUGGCCGGAUAUUGCAUCUUUGUCCCAAUUGCACGAUGGUGAAGAGUCAGACAGUAGCAGUAUGAUGGCCAACGGACGACUAAAGGUGGACAUCAAAAAUGAAACGGUCAAGGAAGAAGAUGCGUCACAUGCCGCUGUGGCCCUUACGCGCGUAGCAUCGUUGCUGAAAGAGAAAAAGACAUCUACACCUAAGCGUCCACGCGGUCGAAGAGAGAACAUGCGAUCUAUGCAACUUUUGAAUCCAGUGAUGGAAAAAGAACAGGAUCAGCCUCAUAACGCUACACCUUCUCCUGAUACGUUGACACCAUUGCCGACUCACGUGGAGGAACCUCCGGUAGUAUCGCCAUUUGAGGAUGAUUUCGAUUCCAACCUCGUCAACGCGAGCGGAGCGAGCGAGAAAACGGUCGAUUUUACAGGCGAGUUGCCGCAGGUCAAAGUCCGCAUCACAGAAACCGUGCAUGCCGUCCUUCAGAAAGGCGAAAUAACAAAAGCCGCAGUUUGGGGUGAAGUUUAUCUGACGUAUCAGGGACCGUCCGAAAGCGCAUCGCCCGUGUGCUUCCGACUCGACAAUGUGGAUAUGAUUAGUCAAAUCAGCCCCAACGCCAAUUAUGUGACAUUACUGGAGGGUUACACGGAUGUGUAUCGCCUGAAUACAAACAUGUUCCAUCUCGCCGGUGACAUUCCGGUGAUGUGCAUGAAAUAUCUAGUAAACAAUGUCAACGACGUCCCUCUGAUUGUUAAACCAAUGUGGAAGUGCGAUGACGAUCAAUCCCGUCUUUUGGUGAAAUUUAGAGCCAAGAACAAGGCGUUGCAACUCGAGAACAUCACAUUGAUGACAACCGUCACCAGCGAUGUCGAAAAUGCUCAGAGUAUUCCUGCUGGUGAAUGGCUCGUCGAGCAGCAAUGCAUGGUGUGGCCUAUCGGGAAGCUCGACGGUGACGAGGAAUCGGUGCUCAAGGCAAGAUUUACUACCAAAUCAAGAGGAUCACCCCAUCCAUUAGCCAUCCGUUUUGAAGCCAAGCAGCAACUGUUUUCUUCAGUGCAGAUAACCAAAGGGGAGGAUAACUUGAUUCUAUGGGCUAAAAUAAUGGAAGUACAAACGUCUGUCAGAUCUGGAAAGUACAUUGCUGAAAUCUAGCGGUUCCUUGUUAUUUGUAUAAUCAUUCUCUUUGUUUUCAUUCAUAAUUCUUAUACUGGAAAACUUUUAUUAAAGACACCCGAUCACCAUAUCCCAUUUGUCCUACAAU